AUGUUUAACAACGACACAGACUUGGUUGACGAUGUGGUCUCUUUGAGAAAACAGUUGCGAUUGACAGAGAUCAGCUUGCAGUCUCUCGGAGAGCAGUUAAGUCAGUCAGAAAACAGCAUCGAGGAGACAAAUGAUCGGACACCAUCGCCUACUUUACCAGCUCGUCUGACCCUUGAAGACCUCCAGAGAUCAGAUGUUGCACCUGUGCCGACGCGGCCUGAUCCCUGCACUUUGGAAAAAAGCAAAUCCAGUAGGACCACAGAGCACAGUGUGCACUGUGGAAACACACCCAUUUGUGACUGCAGAUCUCGCUCAGCUCAGAACAUGGAGAUGGAAACUUCUGCUCUCAGGAGGAAACUCAACUCCGUUCGACAGGAGAACUCUUCGUUAGUUUUGGAAAACAGGCAGCUUAUUGGUGACCUGGAAGCCACUCAGCUGGAGCUGGCCAACACCAAGUCCAAGAUACGUCUGCUGGGCUCGGCUGUUGGGGCAAAGACGUCUAGCGUGGCAGUGCUGAAGGAGCAGAUCAUGGGCCUGGAGGCAGAUCUGGAGACUCAGACUAAAGCAUUACUGGAUGCUGAACAGAAGCGAGAGGAGAGUCAGGAGGCAGUGGCCCAGAGUAACAGACUGGUGGAGAGGCUGAAAGAGGAGCUGAAUGCAGUUAAAGCUGAACUGUCUGAUAGAACUCGUCAGGGGAAACGUGCGGAGCAGCAGAGAAACCAGGCCCUACGGAACGCGGAGAAGCUGACCCUCGCUUUCAAACACUACAAAGAAGAUGUUACGGAGAAGCUAAAGAAGGUAAUGGAGAGUGAAAGCAGGCUGAAGGAGAGCCUAAUAGAGUGUGACAGAGAAAGAGAAGAACUGGAAAAGAAGUGUGCGGAGUUGGAGAGAGAGAGGGAGGGGAUGAGCCAGAACGUUAGUGAGCUGAGGGAGGGCUGUGCCCGUGCGGAUGCUCUGUCUAAGGAGCGGGUGGAGCUGCAGGGGCGAUUGGAGCAUGCGUCGGAGAGGCUGAGCAGGUUGCAGAAGGAGCUGGCUCAGAAGGAGGUGGAGGUGCAAGAGGUGUCGGCGCUGAGGAAAGAGAGGGAGGAGCUGCGUCUCCUCACUGCUUGUCAGGAGCAGAGAUUGGCCCAGGCCAAGAGAGAGACUGAACACAGCAAAGCGGAGCUGACCAGCCUGGAGUCCAUUCUCAGUCUGUUACACCUGAGAGAGACUCGAGAGGGACCGUUAUGCGUGAACCCCUGUUUUCCCUCCCCAGUGGCUUACUCAGGAAGCACUGAACAACUUCAGCAGAAGUCAGGAUACCAGCAGCUGUUGGUUGUGCUGCAGGCUGUGGAGCAGGAGAAGACUCGACAGGCCAACGCGGCUCAGAGUCUGCAGGAGAAACUGAACCGAGCCCAGGAGGAGAUCUCCUCCCUGCAGGCCUCCAUCACCCAGCGCAGCUCCCACUUCCAACAGCUCCAUAACCAGCUUCUAGACAAGGCUAACCAGGCCACAGGACUGGAUAAAGAGCUAAAAAAGAAGAGUUCACGUCUGGCUGUGCUGGAGAAACAGCUGCAGGAGAAAACCUCUGCUUACUCUCAGGCUGCCAUGAAGACCAGCCAGUUAGAGCAGGAGCUGCUGGAAAAAAAUAGCAGUCUCCAACAUUAUCAGUCCUUAUUGAAUAAGAAACAGAGGGACCACCAGCAGGCCAUGGAGAGGACCAAGACUUCCCACUCAGAGAAAUGUAAGGAACUUGAGGACAGGAUAGAACUGCUGCAGUUGUCUGUGGAGCAAAAGAAGGCUCAGGUGGAGGAGUUGGAGCAGACUGUAGCCUGCCUACAGACAGAGAAACAAGAAGCCCAACACAAAGCCCAAUUACUACAGGCUUCUCUGGACCAACUCACACAAGACAGAACGGUAAAAGCAAAGCACUAUGAAGAAACCCUGCGUAAAUUUGAAGAACAGGCGUCAGAGUCGGCAUCUAAGGUGAAGGCUCUGGAGUCAGCGCUGUCCUGCUGUAAAGAUGAAAUUAAUGUUUAUCUUGAGCAGAUGGAGGACAUCAAAAACCAGUAUGAGAUGAAGUUGGAACUUAAGAAUAGCCAGCUGCGGGCACUGCAGGAGGAGGUGAGGAGUGUAACUCUGGUCUGUGAGAGAUCCAGUGAACAGAACCUACAGACGCAAGAAUCCCUCCAGCAUCAGCAGAACAUGCUACAGGACAGCACGUCCCGCGUAGCCCAGCUAGAGGAGAGCCAGAAUCGGCUACAGAGCCAGGUGGCCCAGUUGGAGAAGGAGCUGGAAAGAGAACGGUUCGCCCUUGCUCAGGAACAGAGGAGGAGAGAAGAAGAGAUAGAAGAAGCCGGCCAAGAGUCUGAGAGGAAAGAGAGAAAGGCGGCGGAGCUCUCCGGCUCUAUCAUGCAGCUGAGCUCAGAGAUGAGUAAGUGUAAGGGCGAGCUGUCCGACAUGGAGUUGGAGUUGAUUCGACUCAGGAGGGACAGCAGCGCUAAGGCAUCUCAGCUGAGCCAAAUGGAGAGCACGUUAUUGGAGACCCAGGGACUGCUGGAAAAGAAGAGCGAGAUGGUUGUAGAUUUAGAGGAGAAGCUUCACCGGAGUGAAAUGGACAGACGGAACUCCCUGCAGCGGGCGCAGCUAUUGGAGGAGCAGUUGCAUGCCGUGCGCGGGGAGUUGGCCGGCACGUUGGAUCAUCUGCAGGAACUGCGGGACGUGCUGCAGAGAACGCAGCUGACUGCAGACCAGCGACAGGCCGCCAUGGAUCAGUUGGCCGCAGAGCUCAGAGAGAGUCGGCGUGAGCUGGAGGAGAGGAAUCAUGAGGUGUUAGAUAUGGAUGCUGCACUGAAGGAGAGACAGGGGGAGCUACAACAAAGGGCAGAGCUGCUGGGCCAGCUAGACGUGGCCAUUAAAGAGCAUAAGCUGGAGAUGGAGAGGAAGGUGGAAUAUCUGCAGCAGACCCUGGAGGAGAGAGACAAUGAGCUGAAGGACAGAGAAAAGCAGGUGGAGCAUCUGACUCAGAGACUGGAGUUGGUCAGAACACAGCUGCAGGGGAAGGAGGGUGUGGAGAGGGAUGUUGUGGAACAGUGCCAACAGCUGCGUCUGUGUCGGGAACAGCUCGAGCGGACUGCCCAGGAGCUGCAUGAUGCACAGUCUCGCUGUGACACGCUCAGCAGGCAGCUGGACGAAAUGACUCAGCUAGUCCGUCAGAAGGAGGAUGAGUCCCAGCGGCUGUCUAAGGAGUUGGCCGUGAUGGAGAGGAGUUCUGCUCAGGGCUCGGCUCAGCUCCAGGACACUGUAACAGCUCUGCAGGAGGAGCUGGAACAGCAGAGAGCAGAGCAUCACAAAGAGCUGUGCAUGCUUCAGCAGACACGUGGGCAGCUGAUUAAAGUGUCGGAUCAGAUCUCCAGCAGUCUGCGUAAUUCUCAGGAACAGCUGGCCGAACGCUUGCAACAGGCCCGGCUUCAGCUGGAGGAGGCCCGGAACGAUGCCUCCACCCUACGGGCGGAGCUCCACGCUCGAGAGCACCUGCUACAGGGAGCCAAUGAGGCGUUGCUCCUCAAGGAGUCUGAAAUCACUCGUCUUCAGGCCAAGAUCUCUGGCUUCGAGAGGGCCGCAGGACUCUCCCAAAGCACCACCUUUCACAACCAGGAGAGUGUCCUCCUUUCUCGCUCCUCCCCUCACAAAGACUCUAUCACUCGCACCCGUCUCUCCUCCCCGGCCAAACACUCCACUCGCUCCAGUCUCUUCUAUGACUGGCCAGACGACACGGCCAGCUCGCCCGUAGAGUUGUCGGAGAGCGUUAAGGCCGGUGUUCAGGCGACCCUGCGGCAGCCUGAGUCCCCAAACCCUUCCUGGCAGGGCCUGAACUCCCGUGACGUCUCCUCGACGUCUGACCUCUCCUUUAAUCCUCUCACAUACAUGGUGGACAGAGAGCCAGAGGAUCCCGAGGAGCUGGGGGCAGAUCUGAACUCUCUCUCAGGUAUGCUGAGAUUUGUCAACCAGACGCUGGCCCUGCAGGAACAGCACUCCCACUGUGACUCCAGUUCUCCCUUCCAACCCGAUCGCUCAUUCCCCCAGCUACAGAAGGACACAAAUGAAGAAGGAUACAGCUCUACAGGGGAAGUUUCGUAACAGUCUACAUCUCCGUGUUACAUGCCGUGCUGAAAU
Molecule: messenger RNA, 4155 nt
Organism: Chanos chanos (milkfish)
Lineage: Eukaryota; Metazoa; Chordata; Actinopteri; Gonorynchiformes; Chanidae
Gene: ccdc18
Product: coiled-coil domain containing 18
Exons: 27
Coding region: 1-4119 (1372 amino acids)
Source: RefSeq, a predicted model, not a curated record